Manduca sexta (tobacco hornworm) is the source of this 1736-nucleotide messenger RNA. RefSeq names its product esterase FE4. Lineage: Eukaryota; Metazoa; Arthropoda; Insecta; Lepidoptera; Sphingidae. The transcript is spliced from 3 exons. The record is from RefSeq and is a predicted model, not a curated record. The coding region runs from base 61 to 1722 and encodes 553 amino acids.
CAUUAUCAUUAAGUCGAUAAUGCAAUCUACAACUCCGAUUUUUAUUAUAGCAACAGCAAAAUGCUUCGGUUAUUCAUAUUUUGUGUAUUUUUUGUGAGUUUACGAGCUGAAGAUGACUAUAGAGUUGUUAAUUUGGAUGGAAUAGGUAGUGUAAGUGGAGAGAAAUAUUGGAAUGGAAAUUUUUAUGAAUUUUACGGUGUACCAUACGCGACUGUGCCUAAAGGAAGGGAUAAAUUUAAGGAACCAUUACCAGUAGAACCAUGGGAAGGAGUCAAGGUAGCAAAUGUGAGAAACAACGUUUGUCAACAAGUCUAUCUAACAGAUGACGACGACGAUAUCAUUCUCCAUGGAGAAGACGAAUGUCUUACUAUGAAUCUGUAUGUGCCUGAAGAAGCAAGCGAAGAGAACCCACUUCCAGUAAUAAUUUAUAUACACAGCGGCGCGUUUUCAGGAGGCAGUGGUAAUAUGGCAAAAUUAACUUACUUAGCAAGGCACGAUAUUAUUGCAAUCAGUUUUAACUACAGAGUGGGUGCUCUAGGAUUUGCUUGUCUUGGUACAGAAGAAAUUCCUGGUAACGCAGCAUUGAAAGAUCAGAUUGCUGCUUUGAAAUGGGUUAAUAAACAUAUAAAGAAAUUUGGUGGUGAUCCGAAUAAAGUCACGUUGGCUGGCUUCAGUGUUGGUGCUGCUAUGGCAGAAAUACUUGCAUUGUCUAAGUUAACUGACGGAUUGAUACAUAAAUUAGUUUUGGAAAGUGGAUCUGCCCUAGCGCCUUUUGCAAUAAACAGACAUCCAAUAACUACUGCUACGAAUAUAGCAAUUCCUAUGGGGUAUAACAACACGGGUAAAAUAAAAGAUCUAACAGAAUUUUACUUGAAUGCGUCAGCGUUGGACUUAGCAGUUAAAAGCAAGAACUUCUUUUUAACUAACAGCACGUUCGGAUUUGCUCCUUGCGUGGAGACUAAAGUUCCUAAUACAGUACCCGUUUUGACUGAAUCACCUCUUGACAUUAUAAAGAGAGGUGACUUCAAGAAAAUUCCUAUUUUAACCGGCUAUUCCAAUAUGGAGGGCAUAAGUCGAACAAUCAAAUUUGGUGAUUGGAUGGAUGAUAUGAACAAAAAUUUUGCUGACUUCCUGCCAGCUGAUUUGGCAUUCAACGAUGAUAAAGCUAAACAAACCUUUAUCGAUCAAAUAAAAAAGUCCUAUUUCAAGGAUGAAGAAGUUUCCCAUAAUACCCUACAAGGCUAUAUAGACUAUUUCUCUGAUUCCAUGUUCAAGUAUGCAAUAAUCAAGUCAGCCAAACACUACGCAGGGAAAUCUAACCAACCUGUUUAUUUGUACGAAUUUACUUACGUUGGAAAAUUGAAUAUGAAGCAUCAGUACAUGGAUAGAGUAAAAGGCGCUAGUCAUAGAGACCAGAGUGCCUACGUCUUGGAUUUCCUAGAUUAUACUAUCAGCUACCGAGAUAUGGACACUCGUGACCGCAUGACUACGAUGUGGAGUGACUUUGUUAAAUAUUCUGAUCCGACGGCCUACGAGAGCACACUGAUCAACGUCAAAUGGCUGAGACACAGCGUAAACGAACAGAAUUAUUUAGAAAUUGGCAAUAAAUUGAAAAUGAAGAAGGAUUUAUUCGAAAAAAGAUACCAGUUUUGGGAUAGAGUUUACAGCAAGUACUAUUGGAAUCCGACUGCCCAGGUGGCUGGCGAAAAUAAAAAGAAAUAAAAAAAGUAAAAAGA